AUGUUCAAAGCUACUAAACAAAUACUACAAUUAAAUGCUUUAAAAGUCCCACAUAAUUUAAUAAAAAAUGAACCCAUUAAAUCCUUUGCAAGUGAUCAUGUUAAAGAUUGGGAUCUUCUACGUGCCUCUUUAAUUAAAUUUAACAAUAGUGAAAAUUCCGAUAACGUAUUGAAAAUUCCUUUGGUUGUUAAUGGUGAAAGAAUAUUCCAUUCAGAUAACACCUUAGACCAAACUAACCCUGCUAACCAUAAUCAAGUCUUGGCAAAAGUUACACAGGCUAAAUCAAUUGAUAUUGAAAAUGCUAUUGAAGCUUCUAAAGAAGCAAAAGAAAAAUGGUUUAGGUUACCCUUUUACCAUAGAGCUUCGAUUUUUUUAAAGGCUGCAGAUCUAUUGUCUACAAAGUAUAGAUAUGACAUGUUGGCUUCAUGUAUCUUAGGUCAAGGGAAAAACGUUUAUCAAGCAGAGAUAGAUUGUAUCACUGAACUGUCAGAUUUUUUCAGAUUUAAUGUCAAAUAUGCCAGUGAACUUUACGAAAAACAACCAACUACAGAUAUUAAGGGUACUUGGAACACUGCUGAAUACAGACCUUUAGAAGGGUUUGUUUAUGCUAUCUCCCCAUUCAACUUUACCGCUAUCGCUGGUAAUCUUGUUGGAGCUCCAGCUUUAAUGGGUAAUACUGUUAUUUGGAAACCUUCUCCAUCUGCCGUCUUAUCAAAUUACUUGUUAUAUACGGUUUUGGAAGAGGCUGGCUUACCACCUGGUGUCAUCAAUUUUAUUCCAGGUGAUGCGGAAACUAUUUCAGAGAGAUUGAUUAAUGACGAAGAUUUCGCCGCUUUGCAUUUCACAGGUUCAACAAACGUUUUCAAAAAACUGUCUGGUAAAAUUAAUAGUAAUAUGAUUGAAAAUAAAUAUAAGAAUUAUCCAAGAAUUGUAGGAGAAACUGGUGGUAAAAAUUUCCACCUGGUUCAUUCCAGUGCAAAUAUGGCUAAUGCCUUAUUUAACACAAUAAGAGGCGCAUUCGAAUAUCAAGGUCAAAAAUGUUCUGCAACUUCCAGACUAUAUCUGCCACAAUCCAUCUCUGAUGAAUUCUUAGGCGAUAUGCUCGGUGUCUUAUCUGAAAAGGAUUCUAAGUGUGUUCCACUCAAUACUUCCGCAAGCCCACUCAGUGGAGGUGACCUACAUGGAUUUUUGGGUCCAGUCAUCCAUGAGCAAAGUUUCAAUAAAUUAGCUAAUGCAAUUGAAGAAGCUAAAAAGGAUCCAAAUUUGGAGAUAAUCUACGGUGGGCAAUACGAUAAAAGUAAUGGAUGGUUUGUCUCGCCAACUAUAAUAAAAUGCAAAGACCCUACCCAUAAGUUUAUGAAAGAGGAAUUUUUCGGUCCAAUAUUGACUGUGUAUGAGUAUCCGGAUGCUGAAUUCGAAAAAAUUUGUGAUAUUAUUGAUCAAACUUCGACUUAUGGGCUAACGGGCUCAAUCUUUGCUCGCGACCGUAAAAUUAUUGAACUGGCUACAGAUAAGUUGAGGUUUGCUGCUGGCAAUUUCUAUAUUAAUGAUAAAUGUACUGGUGCAGUCGUGGCUCAGCAAUGGUUUGGUGGCUCCAGAAUGAGUGGUACCAAUGAUAAAUCUGGUAGUGGAAACAUAUUGAAUAGAUUUGUUUCUAUUAGAAACAUUAAAGAGAAUUUUUAUGAUAUAACUAGUCAUAAAUACCCAUCCAAUUAUGAAUAA
Messenger RNA from Arxiozyma heterogenica, 1722 nucleotides. RefSeq names its product 1-pyrroline-5-carboxylate dehydrogenase (gene PUT2). Gene Ontology annotation, molecular function: L-glutamate gamma-semialdehyde dehydrogenase (NAD+) activity. The record is from RefSeq and is a predicted model, not a curated record. Gene Ontology annotation, cellular component: mitochondrial matrix. Lineage: Eukaryota; Fungi; Ascomycota; Saccharomycetes; Saccharomycetales; Saccharomycetaceae. The coding region runs from base 1 to 1722 and encodes 573 amino acids. The transcript has a single exon.